CGAGUCACGUGAUCUCCAGCCCGACGCCAUCUUGGGUCGCAGCCGCGUUUCGGCCGCUCGGUUUUCGAUCUCCGCUGCCUGCCGUGGACGCGCUUGCUGUGGCGUGUGAGGGGAGGCGGGUCAGGGCCCGGAUGCUUUCGGAGUUGCUGUGUUUUCCCGCACAUCCCAGGGGCCCCUGUCGCCCGGUUACUCUGGAGAUAAAGCCGUAGGAUUGCCGGCCCCAGAGCUCGCCGUGACCAUCCCGCGUGAGAUAAAAUCAUGGGGGUCAAGGUUCAGCGUCCUCGUUGUUUUUUCGACAUAUCUAUUAACAAUGUAUUAGUUGGGAGAGUUGUCUUUGAAUUAUUUUCAGACGUUUGCCCUAAAACUUGUGAAAACUUUCGCAGUCUCUGCACAGGUGAAAAGGGUAUCGGAAAAAGUACCCAAAAACCCUUGCAUUACAAAAGCUGCAUAUUCCACAGAGUUGUUAAGGAUUUUAUGAUCCAAGGAGGUGAUUUUAGUGAAGGAAAUGGCAGAGGUGGGGAAUCUAUAUAUGGCGGAUUUUUUGAAGAUGAAACUUUCUCAAUUAAGCACAAUAAGGAAUAUCUUCUGUCAAUGGCCAACAGAGGAAAGGAUACAAACGGGUCGCAAUUUUUUAUAACAACAAAGCCGACACCUCACUUGGAUGGGCUUCAUGUUGUUUUUGGGCAACUAAUCUCUGGCCAAGAAGUAGUGCAAGAAAUUGAAAGUCAAAAAACAGAUGCUUCCAGUAAGCCAUGUGCAGAAGUCCGGAUACAGAAUUGUGGGGAGUUGAUUCAAAAACCAAAAGCUAAGAAGGAAAAGAAAAGACACAAAUCUUCCUCUUCCAGUGAUUCUGAUAAUUCCAGUGACUCUGACUCCUCUGACUCUUCAUCUGAUUCCAAAAGUGAAGGGGAAGAAAAAUCUAAAAAGAAAAAAAGGAAGCACAAAAAGAAUUCAAAGAAGCAUAAAAGGGAGAAGAAAAAACGUAAAAAGGAAAAGACAAAGAAAAGUUCUGAUAGUGAGCAUGAAAAGGAAGACCAAGAAGUGCAAGUAACAUCCACCGUCCGUCCAGAGGAGAUCCCAACUGUACCAGAAAACAAAUUUCUAAUGCGGAAGAGCCCUCAAAGAGCAGAAGAGAAGGAAAGCCGUCAAAAUGACCGAGAACGAGAGAGAGAGAGCAACUCUCAGGCUUCUUUCUACCAGAGGAGACUCCUAGUAACCAGGUCUGGACGGAAAAUCAAAGGGAGGGGCCCCAGACGGUACCGAACUCCAUCCAGAUCUAGAUCCAGAGAUCGCUUUAGGAGAAGUGAGACACCCCCACACUGGAGGCAAGAAAUGCAGAGGACCCAAAGAAUGCGAUAUUCUAGUGGGGAGCGCUGGAUCAAAGGAGACAAGAGUGAAUUAAAUGACAAAGACAAUCAGAAAAGCCCAGUAAGAGAACAUAAACCAACUGAUGAAAGGCCAGUUUCUGAGAGUCCUGUGAAAAGAGGGGAUCGCGAUAGGAAACCUAAAGAAGACUUAUCAAGCAGCAAAGACCACGAGUCCAAGAAAGAAGACGAUAGGGAAGAAAAACAAAACAAAAGUAGGGGUAGGAGGAGGACAGAAUCGGGAAGCCGAAGUGAAAGUAAAGAAAACUCCAAAAGUAACAAAGAUGCUAAACUCGGCAGGCAUGAUGCAAAGGCAAGAUCCAAAAGCAAUGAUCGGAAUCAUGAGAGAGGGAAAGAAAAAGAUAAAAACAGUAAUAACAAAGGGAAAGACAAGGAUAGGAGCAGAAGUAAGGAAAGGUCUAAACACAGCACUCUGAAAAGUGAGAGAGCAGAAAGUAAAAGCAAAGAGAGCGAAAAAUCAAGAGAUAAGCAUGGAAAAUCAAGAAGUAAGGAGCGGGACUCUACAAGAGCACGGGCUCGUUCCAAUAGUAAAGGUAAAGAGAGGAGCAAAAGCAGGGACAAUAACAGGAGGGCUAGGUCAAGAAGCCGAGACCAUAACCGCAAUAGAAGUAAAGACCGUGCAAGAAGCAGGGAUCGAGAAACUAAAAGACGAGGCCGAUCCAGGAGUCGCGAUAGAAAGCGGACACCAGAUAAAUCCAGAAAUAAAGAGAACAAGGAUAGGGACGAAUCCAAAGAUUCAAGUCAAAGUAAAAACAAAGACUCCUCUCGAAAAGAUGACAGAAAUUCACAGAGAAAGUCCACAAAUCAUGAAAGCCACAAAAGAAGGCAUUCUAGGAGUAGUAGCCCAGAGAAUAAACGGGCUAGAAAACCAAGCAGAGAUCGUAAUAAAAGUCCAGACUCCAAGAAAGUACAUGGUAAUGACAGGGAGGAAAGAUCAACUCGCAGAAGUAGAGAUAGAGAAAAGGCACCAAGAUCGUCUCGUGAAAAGGAAACCAACCAAAAAUCCAGGAGUAGAGAUCGGGAUAGUUCUCAAACAAAGGAAAAGAAAAUAAAUAGUGAAUCUAGUCCUAGAAGUGUUGAUGGUAAAAAUGAAAAAUGAAAUGUAAAUACUACUCUCGUUUCCCUUUUCUGUUGAUAUUUGUUAGGGAGAUGUAUACUGAGGGACAUUCUUUAUUUUAAAAUUGUAUUUUUUUCUUUGGACUUUUUUUCCCCUUUUUUGAUAAUCCUCAAUCUGGAACGUUUGUAUUGCUGAAGUUUUAAUAAACCUUCAAUGAAAAAGAA
This is a messenger RNA of Pelobates fuscus (common spadefoot toad), 2666 nucleotides long. RefSeq names its product peptidylprolyl isomerase G (gene PPIG). The record is from RefSeq and is a predicted model, not a curated record. The transcript is spliced from 13 exons. Bases 259 to 2484 code for a protein of 741 amino acids. Gene Ontology annotation, molecular function: peptidyl-prolyl cis-trans isomerase activity. Gene Ontology annotation, biological process: protein folding; protein peptidyl-prolyl isomerization. Lineage: Eukaryota; Metazoa; Chordata; Amphibia; Anura; Pelobatidae.